CGGACUCAGCUUGAGAUGAAGAAAUCUCCGAUUCACACAACGUGUCUAACCCCCUUUGCUUUGCUUAUUAGCUUUUGUCAUAUAAUUUCGUUCCUCUUCCUCGUCAUCCUCACACACAAACAUUUCCGACCAGAUAUAAACCAGACACACACAGAAAGUGAAAAAUGGCGAGCUCAGUGGAGAGGGAGGGUGCAAGAGAGGAAGUUGUUUCCAUGGAACUCCCUGCACCUCCUGGCUGGAAGAAGAAGUUCUUUCUCAAGCAAGGUGGAACCCCAAAAAAAAAUGAGAUUGUAUUUACAUCUCCAACUGGAGAGGAGAUUGUUAGCAAAAGACAAUUGGAACAGUACCUGAAAGCACACUCUGGUGGUCCAGCAGUUUCUGAAUUUGACUGGGGUACUGGCGAGACCCCAAGGAGAUCAGCCAGGAUUAGUGAGAAGGUCAAAACAACUCCCUCUCCAAAAAGUGAGCCUCCGAAGAAACGGAGUAGAAAAUCAUUAGGUUCAAAGAAGGAUAACGAAGACAAAGAAGCUGCACCUGAAGGAGCUGAGGAGGCAAAAGAAGUUCACACUCAUGAUGCUGAAAGAAUUAAAAAGGAUAAUGCAGAUGCAGAGAUGGAAAAGGAACAAAAUCAAGAUGAUAAUAAAGCACAAGAUGCGGAUACCAAAACAGAAGCUGCUCUUCCUAAAGAAGGUAAAGUUGGACAAGAAGUUAAUAUACCUAAUGAUGCUGAAGAAAGCAAGAAAACUGCUGAAGCAGAGCUAGAAAUUUCAAAAGGGACACUUGGUGGAAAGGAAGCUGAGGUUUCUGAAGUAACUCAAGAUGAAAAUGAGAAGUCAGUGGGUGCAAAUGUUCAAGAGAAGACCUUGGAACCACAGGCUGAGGCAGAGAAAGAAGAUGGGUCUCAGCAACAGGUAAAAACGGACACAGGUGCUGGUGAUGAGAGAAAGUGUGAAGUGGAAGGAGAGGGCAAAGAGAAAGAUAACACAAGUGCUCUUGAAUCUGAAGGAGAAAUCAAGGAUAAGUCAGUUACAGGGAACAAUGAUGAGCACAACGCAGGUGUUCAUGAAAACAGCAACAAGGUCGAAGGAGAAGUUAUUGAAAAUGGCAGCCGCAACAGUAAGGCACGUGAGGUCAAGCCUUGAAUAUAAAGUUGGCUAACUGGAUGCUGGCUUCUCUUCCCCUUAGAUCUUCGGGAAGAUAACUGUAGCUUCAAUGUUAUUAAUGUUGUUAAUGUUAGUGAUCUCAUUGUUCAUUCAGACAUCCAUCUAUACAUUCAUAGACUAGGCCUAUAAUGUACCAUCUGUUGUACUGGGAAACAUGUAGCUUGCAGUGACUUUUGUAACAUUGUGUUGUAAAAAUAAUUGUAAUAUGAUACUGUUAUGCAGUCUUGUAUUUAUGCA
Messenger RNA from Alnus glutinosa, 1400 nucleotides. Its product is annotated as methyl-CpG-binding domain-containing protein 11-like. Gene Ontology annotation, molecular function: DNA binding. The coding region runs from base 165 to 1142 and encodes 325 amino acids. Lineage: Eukaryota; Viridiplantae; Streptophyta; Magnoliopsida; Fagales; Betulaceae. The record is from RefSeq and is a predicted model, not a curated record. The transcript has 3 exons.